AUGAACCCUAAUCCCAAAUUAGCAUUGACGGCCUUCACUCUUCUCUUGUUCUCUUCUGCUGUUUCAGCCAUGACCAGCAGAAGUAGCAAAACUACCAGAGCAUCAUCAGCGCGAAUUUUUGGAGUAGCAGCAAGACAUGUGCAACCUCACAUGGAAGAGAAGGAAAAAAGGGCAACGGCGGGGGAUGAGAAGAGGUCGAGGGGUCCAGGGUCGUGGCUGCCGUCGUGCAGAUCAAAGUGCGAGUGGUGCAGCCCAUGCAAACCGGUUUAUGUGCCGGUCCAACCAGGUAUGAUCAUACGGCUUGAGUACUACCCAGAAGCAUGGCGUUGCAAGUGUGGGAACAAGCUUUUUAUGCCUUGA
This is a messenger RNA of Arachis duranensis, 360 nucleotides long. Its product is annotated as EPIDERMAL PATTERNING FACTOR-like protein 5. The transcript is spliced from 2 exons. Lineage: Eukaryota; Viridiplantae; Streptophyta; Magnoliopsida; Fabales; Fabaceae. Gene Ontology annotation, biological process: guard cell differentiation; stomatal complex development. The record is from RefSeq and is a predicted model, not a curated record. The coding region runs from base 1 to 360 and encodes 119 amino acids.